AUGUACUCUCACAACGAGGAGCCCAUGUUUGCAGCAGCUAUUAUGAUUUGCUAUAGCCUCAUCAAGGUCAACGUUGCAAUUAGCAUCGUGGAGACUGGCAGAGGUGUCCAUCCCACUAUACAGAUGGCUGUCCACAUGCUCUUAGUACAGGCGUACCAAGACGCCAAGAUGUUGCUCCCCCGCGGAGCCUUAUCACCGGCGGUAACAUGGGUUUAA
This is a messenger RNA of Clonostachys rhizophaga, 216 nucleotides long. The record is from the annotation of a GenBank genome assembly. Lineage: Eukaryota; Fungi; Ascomycota; Sordariomycetes; Hypocreales; Bionectriaceae.